This is a messenger RNA of Gigantopelta aegis, 6234 nucleotides long. Its product is annotated as protocadherin Fat 4-like. The transcript has 29 exons. The record is from RefSeq and is a predicted model, not a curated record. Lineage: Eukaryota; Metazoa; Mollusca; Gastropoda; Neomphalida; Peltospiridae. Gene Ontology annotation, biological process: homophilic cell-cell adhesion. Gene Ontology annotation, molecular function: calcium ion binding. Gene Ontology annotation, cellular component: plasma membrane. The coding region runs from base 1 to 6234 and encodes 2077 amino acids.
AUGUGUGAUAUUGAAGUCCUGACUUCACUUUUGGAUGAACCUAAAAGAAAUGAGUACAACUUGACUGUAAAAGCUGUCGACUCUGGUUUCCCCCAGCUUUCAAAUACAGCCAUAAUCAAAGUCAGUGUCCCUCUCAAUUAUCCACCAACAUUAAACAAGAGCUUAUAUUUUAAUGUCACAGAGAAUGCUACUCUUGAAACCAGGGUGGGACAGGUUGUUGCAGAAGACAAAAAUGGAGAUGAACUUCACUACUUUAUUAAUGAAGCAGUUCAUACAGAUCUUCCUUUUAAGAUUGAACGAGACACAGGAAUCAUUACAGUGAAUGCAGAACUUGAUUGGGAAUACAGAAGUCAGUACAUGUUCGAGAUAUUUGUGACAGACAGUGGACAGCCUGCUGUCACGUCAUCGUCCAUGGUUACAGUUAAUAUAAUGGAUGAGAACGACAAUCCGCCACAGUUACAGUCACAGCUUUACACAGCACAUGUGAAGGAAGAUGAUUUAGAAUAUGGAGAUAUUCAAACUCUGACACUUACACCAUCACUUUCUGUCACCGACAAAGAUGGUAGCACAAUACCAGUGUAUUACAGUAUCCGUGGUGAUGGGAGUGAAUUGUUUCAGAUUGAUGCCAGCACUGGUAUCAUUCGACAAGCUGAACCAGGAAAUCUAGAUGCAGACAUGCAGUCAAUCUAUAACAUCACUAUUGUAGCUUCAGACAGUGUACUGUCAUCUGAAGCUAACUUGUCCAUUUUUGUUGAGGACAUCAAUGACAAUACCCCAACGUUUAGUCCUGACACUAACCUUGACCUAGAGGUCAAACCUGAGACAAAGAUUGGUACAGUUCUUGGUCAGGUCAAAGCAUAUGACAGUGAUUUGACCAAUAUCAACAGUGAUAUAACAUAUUACCUUUUGAGGGGAGGAUUGGACAAGUUUGGAAUAAACCACAAAACAGGAAACAUAACCUUGAUGGCUUCACUGUUUGAUGAACCAAGACAAGAUUUUUACCGUCUGCAGAUUCGAGCAGCGGAUUCAGGAUUUCCACAAAGAUAUGAAGACAUCACUGUGAACAUUACAGUUCCAAUUACGCUGCAGCAGAAAUUAAAUGAUUUUUAUGUUUUUGAGGUGCUUGAAAAUGUGACUGUGGCAACAGUUGUUGGAUCUGUGAAAAAACAGAGGUUGAACAGUACACACAAGUAUUUUAUUAAUGAACUAGACAAGCGAGGCAGUUUCCCAUUUGAAAUUGAACGGGUGUCUGGUGAAAUUGUGACAACUUCGGACCUGGACCGAGAGACGUCGGAUAUGUACAGAUUCCGUGUUGUCAUGAUUGACACUUUCCCACCAUAUCAGACUGUAUCCACAACUGUAACAGUGAACAUUCUUGAUGUCAAUGACAAUCCACCGAUACUCAGCUCAUCUUUAUACAGAGCGCGGCUUAUGGAAGAUGACUCAAAUCCAGGAGACAGUCAGACUCUCAUCUUUUCUCCUCAGCUUACUGUGAGUGAUGCUGAUAAAAUCAAAACUGCAGUCAGUUACAACCUCUCUGGAGAUUGGAGUCACUUGUUUGUCAUUGAUCAUGACACUGGAGUCGUCCAGCAGAAGGAAGCCGGCAGCUUGGAUAGUGAGAGUCAGAUGGAGUAUAAUUUAACACUGCUGGUAUCAGAUGGGACACUGUCAUCUUCAGCUGUGCUGCUUAUCCAAGUGGAAGACGUCAAUGACCAUGCACCUGUUUUUGAAGAUGACCGUUACAUUGAAGUUGAUCCUGCCACAAAAGUGGACACAGUGAUUGGUCAGGUGAAGGCCACAGAUGAAGAUGUAUCUGCCAGAAAUAGUGAAAUCAGCUUUUAUCUUCUCAGAGGAGGCUUGGACAAAUUCGCCAUAAAUGAAAGCUCAGGUGAAAUACUACUGGUUACUUCACUGACUGAUGAACCCAGUCAAGACGAAUACACUCUCCAAAUCCAGGCCGUCAGCUUUGGCACACCCCUGCAAUCAAACAAGACAUUAGUGAAAAUCAGAGUUCCUUUGAAUCGUCCACCAACACUUGACAGUAUUUACACAUACGACUUGUUAGAGAACGUGACGAUUGGGACUGUUGUAGGAACCAUUAAUUCUUCUGACCCUAAUACAGAGCCGGGCCAGGUUGAUAAACUGCACUACACUAUUGGUUUUAACGAGACAGGUGAAAAAAUGCCAUUUACAAUUGAUCCUGACACUGGUCAAAUCACCACCACUGGAACUCUAGAUAUGGAGAGGAUUGAAUCAUACAACUUCCCAGUAUUUGUCUCCGAUAAUGGAAAGCCAGUAUGCACAUCAUCAGCGACUGUAUACAUCAACGUGCUGGAUGUUAACGACAACCGGCCACAGUUCGCAGCUCCCAUACUGGUAGCAUCUGUCAAAGAGGAUCAUAGAAUGCCCAAAAAGCCUCAAAUUCUAGAUGUUCAUCCCCGAGUAAAUGACAUUACUGAUCGAGAUGCUGCAGUAGAACAGUGGAUCUUUAGUAUCAGUGGUGAGGGUAGUGAUUUGUUUGACAUAGAUCCCAAGACUGGAGUCAUCACUCAGAAAAUGGCUGGAUCUUUGGAUAGUGAGAUGAUAGACCUCUACAACUUUACGAUCAUGGUGUCAGAUGGACAGUUGACUGGAGAUGCUGUGUUACAAAUACGUGUUGAAGACAUCAAUGACAACAGCCCUGUGUUUGAUAUGGCCACCUUAGAGGUGGAUGUUGACCCAGCAGUGACACCUGGCUCUGUCGUCCUUCGUGUAAAUGCCAGUGAUGCGGAUCUGUUAGAGCGGAAUCAUGAAUUACACUACUACCUUGUUGAAGGUGGUCUUGACAAGUUUGCCAUUGAUGAAUCUUCAGGUGUCAUAACAGUUGCCAAGCCACUACUCGAAGAACCACUAAAGCCAGUGUAUUAUUUAAAAAUUCAAGUAUCCGACUAUGGCAGUCCACGACUAUCAAAUGUCACACACAUUGUCGUAAACGUUCCCAUAAACUUCAAGCCAGAGCUGAAAGAAAGUUACAGAUUUGAAAUAGCUGAGGACACACCUGGUGGAGUGGAAUUUGGAGAGAUUAAUGCAACAGAUCAGAAUGUGAAAGAUCAGCUCAAAUAUUACAUAGAUGAAUCAUCAAGCAGCAAGCUGCCAUUCAUCAUAGACCGAAACACUGGCAUGUUACAAACUUCAGGUCCACUGGAUCGUGAGACUCGAGAUCAAUACAAGUUUACAAUCUUUGUCACAAAUAGUGCAGCGUACACAUCUUCAGCUCAAGUAACUGUCACCAUCGGAGAUGUCAAUGACAAUCCACCCAUGUUAACAUCGUCAGUAUACACAGCUCACAUCACAGAAGAUCAUUCAAAUCCAGGGGAAGCAAGAACGCUAUUUUUUAUGCCUGCAAUAUCAGCAUCAGACCUUGACUUACAUACCAAGAUUUCCUAUAGUCUGGCUGGUGAAGGAAGCAACUUCUUUAACAUUGAUACUUCAUCGGGAGAAAUAACACAGACAGUUCCUGGCAAUCUGGACAGUGAAGCAUACACAAACUUUUAUCUAAAUUUAACGGCGACCGAUGGAAACUUGACAACCUCUGCUAGAUUGGAAAUCUUUGUUGACGAUGUGAAUGACAAUGCACCAGUAUUCUUGGAACAGUAUAACUUUGAAGUGAAUUCUUCGGCAUCCAUUGGCUAUCCAGUUGGCAGAGUGUCAGCAAAUGACUUGGAUGUAUCGGAUAGAAAUGGAAGAGUUACAUAUUACUUAAUCCAAGGAGGUCUCGACAGGUUUUCUCUUAAUUCACAAACGGGAGACAUAUCAGUAAGCGAAUCUCUAAACAGUCCUCCAUAUAUUAGUAACUACCAGCUACACAUCAAGGCCAUGGAUUCUGGACAUCCUCAACACACGGAUGAGACUACAGUAAAUAUUGUCGUCCCUCUGAAUAAGAAACCUUAUGUAUCCAUGGAAACAGUGUUAACUGUUAAGGAGAAUGAGACUAUUGGAACUGAGAUUGGAAUUGUCACAGUUUCAGACCCAGAUGGGAAUACAACUGCAGGAUUGUCUUUCGUCAUUGAAGGCAACAAUGUGCCUUUUGAAAUUGAUCCUGCCACUGGUUCUCUCAGAGUUUCCUCCCUUCUAGACAGUGAAAAUGUAACACAGUACAGGUUUCCUAUUGUGAUUUAUGAUGAGGGUGUACCACGGCACACUGUCACCACCAUGACAACCAUACAUGUGGAAAAUGUCAAUGAUCGAAGUCCGCGAUUUUCAGCACUCAGCUACACAGCAACUUUAAAUGAAAACCUUUCAGACAAUGAUGCAAUGAACCCAGUACCACAGAUUUAUGCAAAAGAUGAAGACAUCAUUCCGACACCAAUUGUCUACAGUCUUAAAGGCAAUCAUAGUGACCACUUUGUCAUAAAUGUGUCAACAGGGGAGAUAACUGUAGCUGCAGGAACAUCUAUAGAUCGUGAAUAUAUCAGUGAAUAUGAUCUACAGAUAUUUGCAACUGAUGAUGAUGGGUUAGGACUUCAGAGUGAAAGUUCUCUACAGAUUUUUGUUCAGGAUGUUAAUGACAAUUCUCCCGUGAUGGAUCAAGAUAUGAGUUUUGAGAUUCAUCCAAGUGCAGCCAUUGGUGAUAAAGUUGGCAAAAUUGUAGCAAAUGAUUCAGAUGAUUCUGCUCAAAACAACAGAGUAACCUUCUUGCUGUUAGAUGGAGGAUAUGGAAAAUUCUUUCUUGAUUAUGACACAGGUGUCAUUUACGUAGCUGGCAGUCUCGUGAAUGAACCAUAUCUUGAAAAUUACACUCUCACAGUCAGAGCCAAAGAUUCGGGCAUUCCUUCUCUUUCGUCUGAUGCUAAUAUCGCCAUCACUGUUCCCAUAAACAAGCCUCCUGUAGUGACACCGCAGUUUACUUUCAAAGUGGAAGAAAACAGGGAUAUUGGUACAAUCAUUGGUGAUGUCAGCGUGCAAGAUUCUGACAAUGACACUUCAAUUUCUGAUGUUUCAUACUCCUUGGAAGGACAUCAAGGCCUGUUUAAAAUUGACCCCAGUACUGGCAUAAUUUCAACACUGUCGGAGAUUGAUGCUGAACAGAUCAGUGGGAUAGAGAUGAGGGUUGUUGUGCUUGACACAGGUUUGCCCACCUACAGACGAACAUCUCAAGUUAAUGUCAGCAUUGUGGGAAUCAAUGACAACACACCAGAGUUUUCAUCUCCAUCCGGCUACACUGCCGACAUAUCAGAGGAUGUAGCAAUGAAACCAGGCAACGUGUCACUGCAACUGCAACCAUCAUUCAGUGUGAAUGACAAAGAUGGUGGUGAAGUAACCUACACCAUGGAGGGUGAUGACCUUGUCCUUUUUAUGAUUGACCGUUUGACCGGACAGAUUGUUCUAGUUCGACCUGAUGAGAUUGAUGCUGAUGUAAAGGCUGUGUAUUAUUUACAGAUUGUAGCAACAGAUGAAGGUGGAUUAUCAACCAGAGCUAAUGUCACUGUUUUGGUUGGAGAUAUAAAUGACAACAGUCCUCAGUUUGAGAAGAACUUCACAUUUGCUGCUGCAGCCGAUGCAAAGAAAGGCACAGUUCUGGGGAAUGUUUCGGCAGUUGAUGAGGAUGUCAGUGUACUAAACAGUCAAAUACGGUAUACACUAAAAACCGGAGGCUUUGACAAAUUCACUGUUGAUCCUAUGUCAGGAGAAUUAACAGUCACUGACAGCCUUGUGCGGGAUCCUCAGCAGAGUGUGUACAGCUUAGUGAUCGAGGCUGUUGAUGGUGGGUACCCACCACAGUCGGCUCAAACCACAGUGGAGGUAACUGUGCCCAUGAACUACCCUCCUGUCGUGCCCAGUCUCUCAGUGUUCAAUGUUUCUGAAACAUUCCCAGUUGGUCAUAUCAUUGGUGUCAUUAAUGCAUCAGAUGCUGAAGCAAAUGACACAGACUCCAAACAGGAUUUGUCAUUUGAUUUCCAUGACAACAAUGAUAACCAUCCAUUCCUCAUUGACAUGAUGACUGGCAUUGUGACCCUGGGGAGAGUACUUGAUGCUGAUACUGUCAGCUACUAUUCCCUGACCAUCAUUAUCCCCACUCAUUCCCCAUUGACCCUGGGAACAGUACUUGAUGCUGAUACAGUCAUCUUCUGUUCCCUGACCAUCAUUAUCCCCACUCAUUCCCCAUUGACCCUGGGAACAGUACUUGAUGCUGAUACAGUCAUCUUCUGUUCCCUGACCAUCAUUGUAAUGUUAACUUCCAUUCUGUUGUAUUGA